This is a messenger RNA of Cuscuta campestris, 1913 nucleotides long. The record is from the annotation of a GenBank genome assembly. Lineage: Eukaryota; Viridiplantae; Streptophyta; Magnoliopsida; Solanales; Convolvulaceae.
AUACGGGAGUAAUCCAACGUAGCUCGAGACAUAACCAUCGGGGUACGUCUAUGAGCGGGCUGUCGGUUGUGGAGACUCAACCGGAACCAUCCGACACCAAAAAAGUGCACACUGGAAGAGCCACAAAGCGACAUGCACUCAAGCGAUGACCGAGGCGGCACGGUCAGUCCAAAAGUGGGCGCCGGAGGAAGAGUUCCUGUUGGCAUCGGCUUAGGGCUGACGUCUCCGAGCAUCCUAUCGUUGGUUCGGAGCAAACGAAGAAUGCGAUUUUACGAGGAAUGCGCCCGGUCACGGAGGAGCGGGACGAAUGAUGCUGAUGUUCUCCGGCUUGCCACGGCCCGCUAUCAAGACGACGGACACCAAGGCAAGGUGCCCAUCGAUCUUUGGAGGAUUUUGAGCCGUUCACCAAAAUGGCAAAAUCUCAACAAUUUUGACGCCGGAUCCUCAAAGAAAAGAUCCUCCCUCGACACCGAGAUUGAGAUCGACUCGUCCGAACAAAUGCCUCCCUUCAACGUUGCGGAUUUCGAUGACGAAAACCCCAUUCCACGGCCGAUCGGAAGAAAGAAGACAAAAUCCAUUACCUCGGGUUCUAGAGGUCGAAGAAGAAGGAACGCCAUCUCACUCUUCUCCCUGCUCGCUUCAGCCAUGUCUCAGGAGGGAAAAGGUUUGCCGCCUCAGAAAGAUGAGAGUUCUGGUGCAGCUGAUAGUAAAAAGCCUUCAGAAUCUACUCCUGUAGAGACACUAUCAGCACAGGGAGGAGCACCCUUUGCCCCUGGAUCUGGAAUGGCUAAUCCUUUUGAUUUCUCAGCCAUGACUGGGCUCCUUAAUGACCCAAGUAUUAAAGAACUAGCCGAACAGAUAGCAAAAGAUCCUUCAUUCACUCAGAUGGCCCAGCAACUUCAAGGUACAUUUCAAGGUGUUGCUGAAGAUGGAGUCCCUCAAUUUGAUCCUCAGGAAUACUACUCCACCAUGCAACAAGUUAUGCAAAAUCCACAGUUUAUGACAAUGGCUGAGCGGCUUGGUAACGCGCUGAUGCAGGAUCCUUCCAUGUCCAGCAUGCUUGAUAGUUUGUCAAAUCCUGCCCAAAAAGACCAACUUGAAGAACGAAUGGCACGUGUCAGAGAGGAUCCAUCUUUGAAACCUAUUCUGGAAGAGAUAGAACGUGGGGGUCCUGCUGCAAUGAUGAGGUACUGGAAUGACAAAGAUGUCCUACAGAAGUUGGGUGAAGCAAUGGGGUUCUCUGUUACUGGAGAGACAGACACAUCUGGGGAAAAUGGUGCAGAAGAAACGGAAGAAGCAGAAGAAGCAAGUGAAGAUGAUUCAAUUAUUCAUAUUUGUGUCGGCAAUGGUGAUGAUGAGGGUUUGAGGAAUGCACUUGCUGCUGGUGCUGAUAAAGAUGAAGAAGAUUCAGAAGGAAGGACAGCACUGCAUUUUGCUUGUGGAUAUGGGGAGGUGAAGUGUGCUCAAAUUCUUCUUGAAGCUGGGGCAAAGGUUGAUGCUUUGGACAAGAACAAGAACACUGCUCUCCAUUAUGCUGCCGGGUAUGGCAGAAAGGAGUGUGUUUCUCUUCUGCUAGAGAACGGUGCUGCUGUGACUUUUCAAAACAUGGACGGUAAGACACCGAUAGAGGUUGCGAAACUGAAUAACCAGCAAGACGUCUUGAAGCUCCUCGAGAAGGAUGCAUUUCUAUGAGAAGCUGCAAAAGCAUUUCUAGUACCAAUAUUGCACUGAGCUGUAAUCAAACUAUACUCUCAUGGAAGAAAUGCUUGGCAUAUGAGAUUUAUAGUGUGGUUUGAAAAAUCAUUUCCUUUACUGCCAUUUCUUUAUUUUCCCGUGCAAAUGGUUUAUCUCUUUGUAUAAUUGAUCAAGAAAGGUGGACAGUUAUAGCAUUAUAAUAAGAUUAGUUUUACCAA